CUUACCGGGACAUGUUCCCUCACAAGCAUUCAUUGUCGAUGAAGUUCCCGCCGAUCCCCGGUUGGAACCCAGACAGCAACCCGUGGGAUGACUAUAUCUACCCGCCCUUUGGUCCCAAGGAACUAACGCGGAGAAAAGGUAAGCCCGUCAAAGUGCGCCUGACCAGCGACAGUCCAGCAAUCAAAGGUUCUAUGGUGUCAUUCACUGCCAAGCUAGAGUACCCGCCAUGUCAGAAGGAGGACACCAACGGGGAGCUGGUGUGGGAUGAGCACUGUCCAGAUGACAAGAUCCCAGUGGCUGUGAAUAUUUCUCAGAAGGCAUCAGCCAACCUGUCGGACAGUGUAUUUGUGCGUGGCGAGGACGUUGUGUUCAGUGUGUCGGUUCACGACCCCAGUAACUACCUGAAGACCGCAGACGCCGUCGACUACAUCUGGGACUUCAAGGACGGCAACCAGCUGGUCACCCAUAGCAACAUAGCCACUCACUCCUACAGUGCGGUUGGAGAUGUCAACGUGAAGCUGAGGGUGGAGGCGACGUUCAAGAUCCCAUGUCCUCCGCCCACGCAAACUACAGCGGCCCACACACCUCCCCCUGGAACUCACUCCAUCACUCACAAAAUGGAGACAACCCAUGGUUUUGUGCCAGUCACCACUGCCAGACCCGCCUCCAACACACCUGUUCCUAUGACUACAGGCUUCCCGACGACAGAGCCCCUCCCCCCGACRGUUGCUGACGUGACCGUGGCGCUGUUCAACCCGAUACAACUUUUUGCCCAGUUCUUGCUAGCUGGCCCCACCCCCAUGUCCCUGCCCACUGGCCCUACCCCAAUGUCCCUGCCGGCUGGCCCCACCCCCAUGGCCCAGCUCCGCCACGCACAUCUGGCAGCCAAUGAUUGCUUCCGCUACUUCUACGGAAACUUCCAGACCAACAUCACCAUUAUUGAACCCAAGCACUUAAUCAACAGCCUGCCAGCCAAUCGGAUCGUGGACGUGUCUGCUGCCAAGGUCACCAACACUGACAUAAGCUUCCUGGUCAAGUGCCUGGGCAGCACUCCCACCUCAGCCUGCACCAUCGUCUCGGACCCCUCUUGCCWCCAGGUGAGGAACAUCGUGUGUGAAGAUGUGCCCCCAUCGUCGGAGUGCAAGGUGCACCUGCGGAGGACCUUCCUGGAGCCAGGGACCUACUGUGUGAACAUCACCCUGGAGGACACCAGCAGCCUGGCCCUCACCACCACCACCACCAUCACCAUAAGCAACACUGACCCUGACACACCCGAGUCUAAAGCUCCUCAUGCUGCAGAGGUUGUCCUCUCCUCCAGUGCUAUUCUGGUAGCCAUCUUUGCAUUCACCGCCUUCAUAGUCUACAAGCGCUAUAAAGUCUACAAGCGAGUGAGGAGGUCCCUGGUGGAGGACGCCAGUGGCCAUGUUGGUGUUGGGGGUCGUAUGGGCCGGCUGAGGGAGGUAAUAUUCCCCACCAACGAGGAGAGGAGUCGCCUGCUGUCGGACAGACACCCCCUGUAGACCCACCGAUGGUACUACAGCCACAGGCUGCAAAUUUGGGGUGUAUUCAGUGGUGUGAAACGUUUUGAAUGGUGCAGAUAGAAAUAGAAUCAAGAGCUUACUGGAUUCCCUGUCGUACCUGACAGACAAGCAUAUCUGUUCUACACAAUACAUUUCUAUCUCAAUGUUCUGUAACAUUAUAUAAUCCUUAACAGGCCCCAGGAUUUUUACUCAGAGGUUCUUCAGUACCAAGUUGAAUUUUAGCACAUUCAUAAAUGCAUCACAAAGAAGAUAUCUAUACCAAUAACUAAGAGAACUAACAACUGUUAAUAAGAUAGCAAGAGGAACAUUUAACUUUUGAUAAAAUAUGAAAAUACUAAUGCCUUUGUUUAGUUGACUUUGUUGUAGAAAAGUAUGUCUAUAGGAAGUCUAGACCCUCCUUGGAUUUCUUCACAUUUUAUUGUGUUACAAAGUGGGAUUAAAAUGGAUUUCAUUGUAAUUUUUUGUCAA
Molecule: messenger RNA, 2009 nt
Organism: Salvelinus sp. IW2-2015
Lineage: Eukaryota; Metazoa; Chordata; Actinopteri; Salmoniformes; Salmonidae
Source: RefSeq, a predicted model, not a curated record